This is a messenger RNA of Patiria miniata (bat star), 1397 nucleotides long. RefSeq lists its product as uncharacterized. The transcript is spliced from 4 exons. NCBI's taxonomy places the organism in Eukaryota, Metazoa, Echinodermata, Asteroidea, Valvatida, Asterinidae. The record is from RefSeq and is a predicted model, not a curated record. The coding region runs from base 136 to 549 and encodes 137 amino acids.
AGUUCGGUGCGUGGGCGGCUCGGGGCCAAUCGCUGCAGAUAUAAGGCGGUGGGCGCGCGCUGGCUGACCAAUUAUCUCGACGUCAACACAAGUACCGAAACAACUGCAAGAAAUACGGAGCAAGAAAACGUCAUCAUGACAUCACGAGCCCUUCUCUACCUCUCGCUCCUUGGGCUCUGCGUCCUCGUUGUCAUGGCAACGGUAGCAGAAACCGAGGAUGCGGCAGACACCGAGACGGACCUGACAGAUCACCGCGUCGAGAGGCGAAGCCUGAUGGAGACGCUGCUGGCCAAGAGAUCGGUGGGCACCGGUGAGGAAGGCCAAGGGGAGACGGAAACAACGGGGAAGAGGAAGGGCCGACGAAGGGGGAAAGGACGCGGGAAAGGGAAAGGAAAGGGCAAAGGAAGAGGCAGGGGAAGACGCAACAAGGGACCACCACAAUAUGCAAGUUGCCUUCACCCCAUGGGUAUUACGUGCACCUGUGAUAUGAGAUUUGCGAAGUUUAAGGAUGAUCCCGUCAAACAGUCUAAGUACUUCACCAUAUGCUAAGCUUCUCCAAAUUCGAAGCGAAGGAGGGAACCACCUCAGAAGUAUCCACCGACAUCAAAUCCCACCGUUAAAGUGACUCACCAUAUAAAUUAUGUUGACGACUGUUGACCCAUUGCGUAUAUAGCCCGUGGCACCCAAGGACAUUAAUGUGCAAGGCCCAACUUAUCACAUGUAAUGGCCCGCUGUACAAUGUAGUAUUCCCGUUUAAACGAAGGCCAAACCACAGACUGACACAAAGUGAGCGGCUAUCACACGACUUCUGUCUGCGAAAUUCUAAGAGUUUGAAAUCUUAAAAGUCCGAGUAGGCCUAUAUGACACUUUCUGUGGAAGCGUGACUUUCUUGCUUCCUAAGUUUGACUUCGUUCAAGAUUUCUUUCGAGUAUAAUCUUGCUGAAAUAGUACUGUAACUUUCAUGAAUAAUGCUGCUUACAGUUACAAACAUGAGAUGAAGGUCCAUUUUGUCAGGCAUGAGGUUUUUGCUAUUUGAUAUUUUAUUGCCAAUUGUUUAAUCUAAGGUGUAGGGAAUAUUUAAUUUAUAAGUUGAAUUUAUAAAAUAAAUCCUCCAUUUUUUUGGAAAUGAAGUUCCUUUAUUACGCAUAUGCUGCUUUAAACUUACAUUUCAACGGCUGAACAAGUGCUGCUGGUUGAAAUAGCUGCAGGUGUUUCAAUAUUUUAGUUUCCAUUAGAAACAAAUGUUAUUAAACCUUGUAUAACUUACUUCUCAAUAUUUUGGCACGAUUUCAACUCGACAUAAGCUGCUGCAUUAAGUUGUAAAUCAACAAUCAAGCUUUUUUACGAUUUAUGAAAUGUAAAUAAAGUUUACAGUUGUUAAAAUAAGCAACUACAUU